Molecule: messenger RNA, 1585 nt
Organism: Oncorhynchus masou masou (cherry salmon)
Lineage: Eukaryota; Metazoa; Chordata; Actinopteri; Salmoniformes; Salmonidae
Product: serine/threonine-protein kinase Sgk1-like
Exons: 9
Coding region: 138-1415 (425 amino acids)
Biological process (GO): protein phosphorylation
Cellular component (GO): cytoplasm; nucleus
Molecular function (GO): protein serine/threonine kinase activity; ATP binding
Source: RefSeq, a predicted model, not a curated record
GAUCGUUUCCGCGGGCACGACUCUCUCUAUACGCAUGAAGUGGAGCAAUUGGUUCUAGGGCAACCAGCGUGUCUUCUCCAUAACGGAGGUCUCUAUUUCAGCUGCUUUUCCCAAGUGGAUUUAUCUUCUUGUUCACUAUGGCUGUUACCGAGGCUCCAUGCGACUUGUCUUAUUGCAAGAUGAGGGGAAUCGUGUCAGUUCUCACUGCUUUUAUCAAGGAGAGGAAAAUGGGUCUGAAUGACUUAAUCUCGAAGCUGGUGUCAAACCCACAUAUCUGUCAUCACUCUGAAGUUGACUUCCUCAAGAUCGAUGAGAACCAGAAUGAAGAGCUGGACGAUGAUGAACUUCUGAAUCCGAUGUGCCUGGCGUUCCCCAGAAGCUCUCUAGCGGAGGAGUUGGCGAUCAAACCAAGUGAUUUUGACUACCUGAAAAUCAUUGGCAAAGGGAGCUUUGGGAAAGUCCUGCUGGCUCGUCACCGGGACAGCAACGAGUAUUACGCUGUCAAGGUUCUACAGAAGAAAAUCAUCUUGAAGAAGAAAGAGCAAAAGCAUAUCAUGGCGGAGCGAAGUGUCCUGAUGAAGAAUAUCAAACAUCCUUUCCUGGUGGGCCUGCACUUUUCCUUCCAGACUACUGACAAACUCUACUUUGUCCUCGACUACGUGAAUGGAGGAGAGUUGUUCUACCAUCUACAGAGAGAGAGGGUGUUCCUAGAACCCAGAGCCAGGUUCUACGCUGCAGAGAUCGCCAGUGCUCUGGGAUACCUCCACUCCCUGCAUAUUGUUUACAGAGAUCUGAAGCCUGAGAAUAUCCUGCUCGCCUCAACGGGACACAUCGUCCUGACAGACUUUGGCCUCUGCAAAGAGGGCCUGGCACCCACUGGAACCACCACAACCUUCUGUGGAACGCCAGAGUACCUGGCCCCCGAGGUGCUGCAGAAGCAGGCGUACGACCGCACAGUGGACUGGUGGUGCCUGGGAUCGGUGCUGUACGAGAUGCUCUAUGGACUGCCACCCUUCUACAGUCGUAACACAGCUGAGAUGUACAACAAUAUCCUGAACAAGCCUCUGAUACUGAAGCCCAACGUGUCCAACUCGGGCAGGGAACUGUUGGAGGGACUCCUGCAGAAGGACCGCACCAAGAGGCUGGGAGUGAAAGAUGAUUUUAUGGAGCUGAAGUGCCACACCUUCUUCUCACCCAUCAACUGGGAUGACCUGAUGGCCAGGAAGAUCACACCACCCUACAUUCCCUCUGUGAGCGGGCCCACGGACCUCAGGCACUUUGACCCAGAGUUCACCCACCUCCCUGUGACCUCGUCGCUGUGCAACACGGACGGCCUGCUGGUGACCAGCAGCAUCAAGGAGGCAGCUGGAGCCUUCCCAGGCUUCUCCUAUGGACCCACUGACGGCUUCAUGUGAGGGACUCCUCUGUCUUCAUCACCUCUGUUGAUGAUGAGAGGGGGAUGGGAACAAAUAGAGACACCGGCAGAGACAGGCACCAUGUACUGUAUGAGUGGUGUGGGAGGUGUUCAUGGGUUGUUAAUAAGACUCCUGAACAUGCCUGAGAGGAAAAGGGGGGGAGGGGAGAG